ACGUCGUCGAAUCAACUGUAAAUUAUUACGUUUUAAAAAAUAUUUUGAAUCAUUACAAAAACCCUUUGUUAAAUACAAUAUCAAUAAAUAUUGUCCAAGAAAUAUUACACAGUUGGUAUGGUCCUAUGACCUCCGCCUGAGCAGCCUGAUACCGGUAAGCUAAGCUAAGCUAAACAACACAACGAUAUAAUGGUGAACUUCGCAGCGAUGGUGCGUGAGCACUGGGUGAACGUACUGGUCCCACUGGGCUUUGUCAUAGGUGUCUACCUGGACAGGUGGAACGAUCAGAAACUGACAGCAUUCAGGAACAAGAGCGCAUUGUACAGCAGGGAACUGAAGCCUGGUGAGGAAUACACCUGGAAGUGAAAUCCUCCUCUGUAUUUAUUGGACUUCCUUCCUUGCUUUCAUAUCCUGUCAUGCUCAAAGCUGUAAAUGAGUUUUCAAUGUUUGUGAUGCAAAAUAUACAGAUAUAACCAAAAAAAAACCUGUGUUUUUGUAGUACUUUCUCAUUAGCAGACAAGGUUAGCGUUUCAGUUCAGUAGUAAAUCACCUUAUACUGGACAUUGCUUAAAUACCAGUUUACUCUUACUCUUCUGAGCUGAUUGUGGGAAAUGCAAAUGUGACCCUUG
Molecule: messenger RNA, 629 nt
Organism: Tachysurus vachellii
Lineage: Eukaryota; Metazoa; Chordata; Actinopteri; Siluriformes; Bagridae
Product: NADH dehydrogenase [ubiquinone] 1 beta subcomplex subunit 1-like
Exons: 3
Coding region: 190-366 (58 amino acids)
Cellular component (GO): mitochondrion
Source: RefSeq, a predicted model, not a curated record